GCCUCUUCUCCCAGCAUGGCCCCCAAACACCAGUCUGCACUUCCGCCUCAAGCAAAGAAACCCAGGAAACUGAAACUGACUCCUGCACCCAAGCCAGAGGAAACUUUCAACUUGCCGAAGGAAGAAAAAGAAUAGCAAGAAGCAAUUGAACAUAUUGAUGAAGCACAAAAUGAAAUAGACAGACUUAAUGAACAAGCCAGUGAGGAGAUUUUGAAAGUAGAACAGAAAUAUAAUAAACUCCGCCAAUCAUUUUUUCAGAAGAGGUCGGAACUGAUCGCCAAAAUCCCAGACUUUUGGGUAACAACAUUUGUUAACCAUCCACAAGUGUCUGCACUGCUUGGGGAGGAGGAUGAAGAGGCGCUGCAUUAUUUGACAAGAGUUGAAGUGACAGAAUUUGAAGAUAUUAAAUCAGGUUACAGAAUGGAUUUUUAUUUUGAUGAAAACCCUUCCUUCGAAAAUAAAGUUCUCUCCAAAGAAUUUCAUCUGAAUGAGAGUGGUGAUUCAUCUUCAGAGACCACUGAAAUCAAAUGGAAAUCCGGAAAGGCUUUGACAAAACAUUCAAGUCAAACGCAGAAUAAAGCCAGCAGGAAAAGACAGCAUGAGGAACCAGAGAGCUUCUUCACCUGGUUUGCUGAUCAUUCUGAUGCAGAUGCAGAUGAUUUAGGAGAGGUCAUCAGAGAUGAUAUUUGGCCAAAUCCAUUACAGUACUACUUGGUUCCUGACAUGGAUGAUGAAGAAGGGGAAGGAGAAGAAGAAGAUGAUGAUGAUGAAGAGGAAGAAGGAUUGGAAGAUAUUGAUGAAGGGGAUGAGGAUGAAAGUGAAGAAGAUGAGAAUGAAGGUGAAAAAGAUGAAGAUGAUGAUGAGGGGGAGGAAGGAGAAGAUUACUAAUGGAACACUGAUGGA
Messenger RNA from Phacochoerus africanus (Common warthog), 903 nucleotides. RefSeq names its product protein SET-like. NCBI's taxonomy places the organism in Eukaryota, Metazoa, Chordata, Mammalia, Artiodactyla, Suidae. The transcript has a single exon. Gene Ontology annotation, biological process: nucleosome assembly. Gene Ontology annotation, molecular function: chromatin binding; histone binding. The record is from RefSeq and is a predicted model, not a curated record. Gene Ontology annotation, cellular component: chromatin; nucleus.